AACAUAUUCGUUAUGGGAGUACUUAUCCCGUUAUUUAUAUCAUAUACACGAACACAUCACGAACAUCAGUUAAUUAAUGUGAUGCAGAAUUUAUUCGUUGAAGAAGCUUUGAACUAUCAAGAUGUGGUCCACGUUAAUUAGAUUCGCAAUUGUUUUAAUAUCGGUAGCCUUAAAUGCUUCGCAGCCAAAUUAUACUAACUUUAGUAUUUCAAGUCGGAUUGUCGGUGGCGAACCGGUAACAAAUAACCAAUUUCCAUGGCAAGUUGCUUUGCUUUAUGGAGAUAGUCUCGUGUGCGGCGGUUCAAUAAUAAGCCUACAUUGGGUUGUAACGGCAGCGCAUUGUAUAUUUGCAAACGUUGAAUUCACUGUACGAGCUGGCUCGAAUUCUUAUCAAAAAAAUGGCCAAACUCGAAAGGCUAAAAAAAUUGUUAUAAAUAAACGAUUUAAUGUAGGAACUAUGGACCGCGAUAUCGCGUUGAUUCUUCUCGAUUUGCCUUUUACUUUAGAUAAAGCCGUACAGCCUAUCCGUUUGGCUAAGUUUAGAAGAAAUUUACCUCCAAAACUGGUGGUCAGUGGUUGGGGUUUAAUAAAUGAAACCUCCACAACAUCUUCCAAUGAUCUUAUGGCGGUAACAAUAUCUACAGUGACACGGUCAGAAUGCCAAAAAGCAUAUGGCGUAAUUAAAAUAACAAAAUAUAUGAUUUGUGCGGCAGAUCCUAAAAAAGACGCUUGCGUAGGAGAUUCGGGUGGGCCACUAUCUUUUGGAAAUGAACUAUUCGGCAUAGUAUCGUUUGGUGUUGGAUGCGCACGUUCCCACUAUCCCGGUGUAUAUACAUAUGUGGGAAGACAAAUUUUUUGGAUUAAAAAAGUGAUUUCUGAAUUUGGCGGUUCAAUGCCAACAUUUAGUUAAGGUUAUGAAAAUGUUGAAAUGUAAAUGAAAAUAAUUAAAAAUAAAUGAGUU
This is a messenger RNA of Glossina fuscipes, 961 nucleotides long. Its product is annotated as trypsin delta-like. The record is from RefSeq and is a predicted model, not a curated record. NCBI's taxonomy places the organism in Eukaryota, Metazoa, Arthropoda, Insecta, Diptera, Glossinidae. The coding region runs from base 122 to 910 and encodes 262 amino acids. Gene Ontology annotation, molecular function: serine-type endopeptidase activity. The transcript has a single exon. Gene Ontology annotation, biological process: proteolysis.